GCGCUGUGAGGAGUUCAGUAAUAUUGUUCAACGAGAAGGUGUCCGAUGCUUGCAUUUUGCGGCUUUGAGAGACAAAGAUUCUGGAUAUGAUAUAUAGCUGUAAUCCUUUCCGAGUGGAUCUUUUUUACAGAACAGGAUAUUUCGAAAGAGAAAACACCGAGGUGUUGAAUUUGCAGGGUGACCAGUCUGCUAUGCUGACCAAAUGUUUCUAAGAUGGCCAUUUCGACCAAGACAGAGGAAGUUCUGUACACUGUUGGCCAUCAUUACAGGAAUAGUGUUGGCACCUAUACUUUACAAAAGGUUCAGAUGCAACCAGUCUGGUGUUCCACCAUCACAAUGGAGCCACAAUUCCAAAGAUCCUCGGUUUGUGACAGUCUUCCCCGACGCAGGCACCCCUGUUGGCCAUACCGGUGACGGCCGGAAGCUUGUCCUCCUGUGGACAUCCUUCUUCACAGGACUCGUGUGGGAUGCUGACCACAACGUCUUCCAGGACUGUCCAGUGACCAACUGCGAGGUGACCACAAACAGACACCUCCUCACGUCGAGUCACGCUGUGCUUUUCAAUGUCCGAGAUUUAUCUGACCAUCUUGACAGUCCGCUACCCUCAUCCCGAACUACAGAUCAGAUCUGGAUUCUACAUAACACUGAGCCUCCCUAUUAUAUAUAUCUCCCACUGAGCAAGUUCAAUGGUGUAUUCAACUGGACUAGCUGGUACCGUAAAGACGCCACAAUCUUUUCUCCAUAUGGGCAAUGGGUACCAUUAAAUCCUCAAGACAAAAUUUUGCAUUUUAGGGAAGAAAAUUACCACAGGAAGAAAGCAAAAAUGGCAUUGUGGGUGAGCAGCAACUGUAAUGAUCGCAGCAAUAGAAUUGAUGUUGUUCGAGAACUCCAACAGUAUGUAGGAAUUGACAUAUACGGUAAAUGUGGUAAUCUGGAUUGUAAAAAGAGCUGUAAAGACGUGUUUGAUGACUACAAGUUCUAUUUGUCAUUUGAGAAUGGGUAUUGUCGUGACUACUUGACAGAAAAGUUCUGGCGACCUAUUAUUCGGGAUCAGAUCCCGGUUGUACGAGGCGGAGCUGACUACAAAACAAUGGUGCCACCUGGGUCCUACAUUAACGUGGAUGACUUUGAAAGUGUCAAAGCUUUGGCUCAAUAUCUGCUUAAAGUUGCGAGGAAUGAAUCUCUGUAUAAUUCCUAUUUUUCCUGGAAGAAGGAUUACAGGCUGCUCCCUAAUGGGUGGACACGUAUGAACUGGUGCGGCCUCUGUGAACGUCUGCAUGAUGUCAAGCAGCCAGCACAGGUGUACUCCAAUCUCCGGGGAUGGGUGCAGCAAGACACGUGUCGCUAUGGAGAUGGCUGUGCAUUAUAAUGCUGUGUGGAUGUGGCUGUCUCUUAAAUACAGAAGACAUUUUAGUCACCUUUUUGUAGAACUUUUUUUUAUCAUUACCAAUGGUUGAAAAGCACUUUAAUUUAAGCAGUGAUCUUGAAAAGGCCUUAAAAUGUCUUGUGAUCAAAAGAACUUGAAUUUCAUGUGUUUUUUUGUUUGUUUAUUUGUCAGAUGAUUGUUCUGAAUUUAUUCAUUUAUACUUAAAAGUACUGUCAUUUUCAGUGGCCCAUAAUUAAUUUUGAUUUUUUUUUCAGCGAAAUAGUACUUGAAAACUUAAUUUAGUCUUUGGAAAGCCUUUUUGAAGCCUUUAAAUUUAGGACAUAGUGACAGUUUUGGAUGAACCAUGUUACCAAUUUUGAAAAAUAUCUUUGGGUCAUUUUUGAUGACAAUGUCAUGGAAAAGGAACCAAUAUGAAACCUUGAAAUAAUGAGAGAGCAUGAGAUAUAAUUUAAUGAUUAUUAGAUGUUUCCACUACAUAGUCAUGUAUGCAUCACUCGUUGAAUUGAUAAACAUGGUUGAUAUUGUUCAUAUCUACAUGGUGUUAAACCAGGAUGGCUUAUAUACUGAUCAAAUUAAAUAAGGGAACAUAGCAAUACAGCAGAAGGAAGUCACUUGUGUUCAAUGUAAAUGCUUCACAUUGACAAAAUAAGUCUUGAAGUGAACUGUUGGUAUCAAAUGUCACAACACUGCCAGACAACCUCCGAUCAUUUACAGAACACAUUCUGGAUAUCAUAUCAAACAUAUGUUCCCUUAUUUAUUACUUUCAGUAUUAUUACUGUUAACAGCUGUUGGGUAUGUUGUAGGUUAUAUGAAGCAAGAUCUGUUAUGUCGUAGGUUGUCAUGGUGAUAUGAAGCAAGAUCUGUUAUGUUGUAGGUUAUUUGAACCAUAUGUAAUAUAUGUAAAGGGAUAUGUCCUGCAAAAUCUUUUUGUUUCAUGAUAAUCAUAUUUGUGGGCUUAAUGUCCGUAGCUAUGCAACUUUUUGAGAACAGAGUAAGCUAGUAACAUUUUCCAUUUUUUUUCAGAAGUCUUUGUCUUAAAACCAAAUAUUUUUGUCAUUAAUUAUGUUCAAUUAUAACAAUUUUCUAUGCUAUAAUGUAGCCAUGGUGUUUGUGGAUGUUUUAUAAAAUUCAGGCAUGUCAAAUAAUUGGUUAUUACCAUUGCAACUGCAGACCUUAUAUUUAAGUUUCUUGGAACAAGAAACAUUGCAUGUACUACAUGUGCUAUUUUCAGUAAUAUAGACAUUGGGAGGGGUUUGCUUGUUGUAAACUAUAUGACUGUAAACAGAAGUAUAGAAUGGAUGUUGUCAGCUUCUUGAUAAAAAUAUAUUUACACAAGGCCAUCCUAUCACUGGACCCGUGAAGAUCCGGGGUAGAAUAGGUCUUCAGCAACCCAUGCUUGCCCUUAAGGGUGACUAUGCUUGUCGUAAAAGGCGACUAA
This is a messenger RNA of Haliotis rufescens (red abalone), 2825 nucleotides long. Its product is annotated as glycoprotein 3-alpha-L-fucosyltransferase A-like. NCBI's taxonomy places the organism in Eukaryota, Metazoa, Mollusca, Gastropoda, Lepetellida, Haliotidae. The transcript has 2 exons. The coding region runs from base 203 to 1369 and encodes 388 amino acids. The record is from RefSeq and is a predicted model, not a curated record. Gene Ontology annotation, molecular function: alpha-(1->3)-fucosyltransferase activity. Gene Ontology annotation, cellular component: membrane.